This is a messenger RNA of Pseudoliparis swirei, 1062 nucleotides long. Its product is annotated as phosphatidylinositol 3,4,5-trisphosphate 3-phosphatase and dual-specificity protein phosphatase PTEN-like. Gene Ontology annotation, cellular component: cytosol; cell projection; nucleus. Gene Ontology annotation, biological process: phosphatidylinositol 3-kinase/protein kinase B signal transduction; cell motility; negative regulation of cell population proliferation. The coding region runs from base 9 to 512 and encodes 167 amino acids. Gene Ontology annotation, molecular function: protein tyrosine phosphatase activity; phosphatidylinositol-3,4,5-trisphosphate 3-phosphatase activity. The transcript is spliced from 3 exons. Lineage: Eukaryota; Metazoa; Chordata; Actinopteri; Perciformes; Liparidae. The record is from RefSeq and is a predicted model, not a curated record.
ACAAGCUGAUGCUGUUCGAGUUCCCUCAGCCACUUCCUGUCUGCGGGGACAUCAAGGUGGAGUUCUUCCACAAGCAGAACAAGAUGAUGAAGAAGGAGAAGAUGUUCCACUUCUGGGUCAACACCUUCUUCAUCCCGGGCCCGGACGAGGACCUGGACCACCUGGAGAACGGCAGGGACCAGAACCCCCCGGGGCUGGUGAUGAUGAUGAUGAUGGCGGGGGAGACCACCGACAGGGACUACCUGGUCCUCACGCUGACCAAGACCCACCUGGACAAGGCCAACAAAGACAAGGCCAACAGGAACUUCUCCCCCAACUUCAAGGUGAAGCUGUAUUUCUCCAAGACGGUGGAGGAAGCAGCGAACUCUGACGCCAGCAGCACGUCGUUGUCGGUGACGCCGGACGUCAGCGACAACGAGCCGGACCACUACCGCUACUCCGACACCACGGACUCCGACCCGGAGAACGAGCCGUUCGAAGACGACCACCAGAACCAGAUCACUAAAGUCUGACCCAGACGGACACACGCAUACACCGAUGUAUAUAUUCAGUCUGUUGACUCAUGAACCCCAGACUGAGACCGGCUCCGCUAGCUAACGGGGACUAUAACCAGACUGAGACCGGCUCCGCUAGCUAACGGGGACUAUAACCAGACUGAGACCGGCUCCGCUAGCUAACGGGGACUAUAACCAACGGGCCUGAGGGUCUCAAAGAGCUCAGGUCGGUGUAUAAGACCCCCAUCCACCAAGAUCUUCUGCUGGAUGCACAGCUGGACAAUCACAUGACUCGGCGGUGAGUAGGGCGGGGCCAUAUGUGUGGGCGGGGCCAGAUGUGUGGGCGGGGCCAAAGGCAAAUGGACAAUGAGCCGGAUUGAGUGGACGGACUGGAGACUAAAAUACACCGAGGAGUCGAACCUGAAUAUGAACUAGGAGACGAGGAGACGAGGAGUCGUCGUAACCCGAGUCCUCCACCCUUCAUCUCCACCCUUCACGCGUCUCUUCUCUCUGUGCCGCCAUCUUUUUAUUCAAAAGUUUUAGGAAUAAAACAACUUCAUCAUCAGGA